Molecule: messenger RNA, 1305 nt
Organism: Eimeria necatrix
Lineage: Eukaryota; Apicomplexa; Conoidasida; Eucoccidiorida; Eimeriidae
Product: Casein kinase one (CK1) TgCK1b, putative
Exons: 11
Coding region: 1-1305 (434 amino acids)
Biological process (GO): endocytosis; peptidyl-serine phosphorylation; signal transduction
Cellular component (GO): cytoplasm; nucleus
Molecular function (GO): ATP binding; protein serine/threonine kinase activity
Source: RefSeq, a predicted model, not a curated record
AUGGCGCACCAUGCAGACAGUUCAAAAGCUAAUCAAAACCCCCUUAAAGAUGCUAGGGUUGGCGGCAUCUGGCGUCUGGGCCGGAAGAUCGGAUCAGGGUCCUUUGGCGAUAUCUACAAAGGUGUGAAUGUACAGACUGGAGAGGAGGUGGCUAUGAAGGUAGAGAGCGCCAAGGCAAAGCAUCCGCAGCUUAUCUACGAGUCGAAGUUAAUCAAGCAUUUGCAAGGUGCCCCAGGAAUCGCCCAGAUAUACUAUUGCGAUGCAGAGGCAGAUUUCAACAUAAUGGUCAUGGAACUUCUAGGUCCGAGCCUUGAAGAUCUCUUCAACUUAUGCAGCCGCCAGUUCACGCUGCGCACAAUUCUGAUGAUUGCGGACCAAGUUCUGGAUCGGGUUGAAUACUUACACAGCAAGAAUUUUAUCCACCGCGAUAUCAAGCCGGAUAAUUUCCUAAUAGGCAGAGUCAACGGACCUCACCAGAGCGUGAUAUACAUGAUUGAUUACGGAUUGGCGAAGAAGUAUAGAGAUCCAAAGACGCACCAGCACAUUCCGUAUCGGGAGAACAAGAAUUUGACAGGGACUGCCCGGUAUGCUUCAAUAAGCGCUCAUCUUGGCUCGGAACAGAGUCGUCGCGAUGAUCUAGAGGCUGUAGGCUACGUCCUUAUGUACUUCUGCAGGGCUGGGACGCUACCCUGGCAGGGUAUAAAGGCUAAUACGAAGCAAGAGAAGUAUCAUAAGAUCAUGGAGAAGAAGAUGUCCACUCCUGUCGAAGUUCUUUGCAAAGGAUAUCCCUCGGAAUUUGCCACUUACCUCAACUACUGCCGGCAGCUUCGAUUCGAAGACAGACCAGACUAUGCGUAUCUUCGGGGACUCUUCAAAGACCUCUACAUAAAAGAGGGAUUUGACCAACAGGAUGCGUCAUUCGAUUGGACGCCGAAGCUGAAUGCACGCAAUGCUGGACUUGGCCACUCGACGGACCGCCUUCACGGCCACUGCACCCAAGAACCACGGCAUUGGUCUCGGCGAGAGCAAGACAGGCUUGCGCCGGGACGGAGUCGAGAUGCUAGCAAAAAUCAGCUUGCAGUAGGCAACGGCAACAUGGUUAACCCGUCUAUGGCAACGAAUCCUGGCGGAGUCUCAGUGAUGGCGCCUGACCGCGGUGCUGGCGAGGCUGCUGCGCAGGCUAAUCUUGAGACGCAGCAAGAGAAAGAUGAGAUUUUUGUGUCAAAUCUCCCACAAAGACCUGAGCAGCAGACAUUGCCGACCUUCGGCAUGCAGCAGUCAGUUGCACUUGGCAUCGUCAAUUAG